Molecule: messenger RNA, 333 nt
Organism: Oncorhynchus tshawytscha (Chinook salmon)
Lineage: Eukaryota; Metazoa; Chordata; Actinopteri; Salmoniformes; Salmonidae
Product: WD repeat-containing protein 88-like
Exons: 4
Coding region: 1-333 (110 amino acids)
Molecular function (GO): protein binding
Source: RefSeq, a predicted model, not a curated record
AUGACAAUACACAUUGUUGUUCUAUCCUGUCCCAAACACAGCACCCACACCAACGUCAUCUCGAACUGCUGUUUCACUGCUAACGGACGCUACUUGUGCACUGCAUCAUGGGACAAGACUCUGCAGCUGUGGGGCGUCCAGACAGGAACGUUCCGUUCCCACGGUGGCCUGACCCUUAGCAAGGGACACGACGGAUCCGUCAGCUCCUGCACCUUCUCUGUGGAUGGGUCAGUCCUUGUGUCGGGGGCGUAUGACAGAACAGUGGCUGUGUGGAACAUGGAGACCCUCUGCAAGACCCUGGAGUUGAAGGUCACAGGUCAUGCAGUUGGGUGA